Hibiscus syriacus is the source of this 611-nucleotide messenger RNA. Its product is annotated as cytochrome b-c1 complex subunit 7-2, mitochondrial-like. Gene Ontology annotation, biological process: mitochondrial electron transport, ubiquinol to cytochrome c. The coding region runs from base 82 to 450 and encodes 122 amino acids. The transcript has 4 exons. The record is from RefSeq and is a predicted model, not a curated record. Lineage: Eukaryota; Viridiplantae; Streptophyta; Magnoliopsida; Malvales; Malvaceae.
UCCUUGAAAAUAAAAUAAAAAGGAGACAGUCUCGGAACGGAACUGGUCUGAGGUAGAGAGCAAGAAGGGAGAGUGGCCAAGAUGUCUUCGUUUCUGCAGUCAUUCCUGGAUCCGAAGAAAAGCUGGUUGGCUGCUAUGCACAUGAAAUCCGUUACCAAACGCCUCCGCAAAUACGGUCUUCGCUACGACGAUUUAUACGAUCCUUACUAUGAUCAGGAUAUCAAGGAGGCGCUGAAUCGGCUGCCCCGUGAGAUCGUCGAUGCUCGUAACCAACGCCUUAAGCGAGCAAUUGACCUCUCCAUGAAGCACGAAUACCUUCCCGAAAACCUUCAGAAAAUGCAGACACCAUUUAGGAGCUAUCUUCAAGAGAUGCUUGCCCUUGUGAAGAAGGAGAAUGCAGAGCGAGAAGCUUUAGGAGCUUUGCCUCUGUAUCAACGAACCAUACCUUGAGGUGUGCACUCUCUUAUGGUAACUGGCUGUUGAAAUUCAUUCAUCUUCAAAUAUUUCUUUUUAUGUCAAAUGUCUCAAGUGAACACGAGUUUUGGCUUUCCUAAUUUAUUCGUUACGCAGUGGUCUCUGUGUUGAGUUUUUGAAUGGAAAUACUUUUUGCA